AUGGCGUAUGACCUGCUUAUCAAGAACGGGCGCGUGGUUGACGGCUCCGGCGGGCCUGCCUUCUACGCAGAUGUGGCGGUGCAAAAUGGGAAAAUCGUGGGAGUCGGCAAGUUCACUGAAUCGGCCGCUCGCACUAUCGACGCCGACGGCCGAGUAGUGGCCCCCGGGUUCAUUGACCAUCACACCCACUAUGACCCCCAGGCGUUAUGGGACCCCCUCUGCAACUAUACGGUCCAGAACGGCAACACCACCGUGGUAGUUGGACAGUGCGGUCAGACGAUCGCCCCGGCGCGGCCGGGGGACCAGAGAGUGAACGGGGUGAACUUCACUUGGGGAUCCAUCGCGGAGUACCUUGACGCCUUGGGCCAAAGGCGGGGCGUCAACGUGGGCGCCCUGGUCGGCCACUCCGGAGUAAGACGCUACGUUAUGGGUGAAGCAGCCUCGGAGCGGGCCGAGGCCACUGCUGAGGAAAUCGAGUCCAUGAAGCAGUUGGUCCGAGAGGGUAUGCUGGCCGGCGCGCUGGGGUUCAGCACCACCCCCAAGGACCGGGAUGACCCGGCCGGCGUCGCCGCUGAGGAAGAGCGAUAUAUGCUCGGCAGCGUCCUGGGCGAGUUGGGCACCGGCCUCUUCCAGUGGUUGGAAGACUCCUUCAGAGAGGGGAUCAGGGCCUAUGGCUCCUGCAUAUCCAUCACGGCCGGUCCGAUCUUCAACCUGAGGCUGGGAUUGGAUGUUCCCCAGGACGAAGACCUGAUCAGCCCGCACAUCAUGUUCGCGGGUAUGCCCACCUGGGACUCGGUCAUGGCCCGGCCGACUCCGGAGCGUAUGCGGGCUUUCCGGGACACCGAGAUCCGCCGGGCGCUGAGCGCAGAGGCGGUGGAAGGCACCGUUGCCCAGGCGGCGCCGGGGACGGACCGCCGGGGCAGUCCCCGGGGAUUCUUCAACCGGCGCUGGGAUUUGGUAGAGGUCUUCAUGGCCCACCAGGAGCGGAACCGGCAGUUCGAGGGCAAGAGCGUCGAGCAAUUGGCUCAGGAGCAGGGUAAAGGGAUUAUGGAAGCCUUUCUGGAUCUGUCCCUGGACGAAGACCUGGAGACCCACUUCCUGUGCGUUGACCGGAACGUGGACGUUGACUCCCAGAGGCAGAUACUCGGCUCGCCCUACACCGUUAUCGGCACCACCGACGGCGGCGCGCGCCCGGACACGAUGGACCGCUACGAAUACAGCACCAAUCUGCUGGGCUACUGGGUACGGGAAAAGCAGAUUAUGUCACUGGAAGAUGCCGUCUAUCGGCUGACGGGCAAGACCGCCCUGAUGCACGAACUCCAUGACCGCGGCUUCAUCGCCCCGGGCAAAGCCGCCGACCUAACCAUUUUCGAUGCUGACACCAUCGCCUCCAAACCCCGGGAACCGGUGGAUUAUCCCCCGGCCGGCGCUAAUGCCAAGCACGUGAGGCGGGGCGCCAUCGGGAUCGACUAUGUGAUAGUCAACGGCGAGGUUCUGCUGGAAGACGGCGAGCACACCGGAGCGCUGCCCGGCCAGGUCCUCCGGGGGCCCUUGUACCAAGGCUAA
Messenger RNA from Geodia barretti, 1566 nucleotides. The record is from the annotation of a GenBank genome assembly. NCBI's taxonomy places the organism in Eukaryota, Metazoa, Porifera, Demospongiae, Tetractinellida, Geodiidae.